Molecule: messenger RNA, 3298 nt
Organism: Ahaetulla prasina
Lineage: Eukaryota; Metazoa; Chordata; Lepidosauria; Squamata; Colubridae
Gene: BOP1
Product: BOP1 ribosomal biogenesis factor
Exons: 16
Coding region: 965-3088 (707 amino acids)
Biological process (GO): maturation of LSU-rRNA from tricistronic rRNA transcript (SSU-rRNA, 5.8S rRNA, LSU-rRNA); ribosome biogenesis
Cellular component (GO): PeBoW complex; preribosome, large subunit precursor
Molecular function (GO): protein binding; ribonucleoprotein complex binding
Source: RefSeq, a predicted model, not a curated record
GCCGUUGUUAAGUCGCGUCCGACUCUUGGUGACCCCCAUGGACCAUAGCAUGUGAGCACCCCCCGUCCUCCACGGUUUGCCCAAAUUCAUGUUCAUCGACAGCACUAUCCGCCGUUCCCGUUUCCUUUGGCCUUCCCUCUUUCCCAACAUCAGGCCCUUCUCAUUUGGUGGCCGAAGUGUAUUUCAGCUUCAGCUUCAGCAGUUGCCCUUCCAAAGGUCACGCAGGGUUGGCUUCCUUUCAGGAUUGACUGACGGGAUCUCCUUGCAGUUCAGGGGGCUCUCAGGAGUCUUCUCCAGCACCACGAUUCAAAAGCAUCAAUUCUUGAACACUCGGCGGUCCUUGCGCUACUUCCCUUCCAAAGUUUCACGGGCUUUAGCAAUAAUUUCCGAAGUAAUUGCCAUCCCAAUCUCCACUCUUCCGUUGGCUGGAUUCACCGACUAUCCCAUAUUGCACCAAUGACUUUAUCAUUUAGGCAGCGUGGACUUCAACUCCCAAAAUUCCCCAGCCAGCCCGCCCGCCCAAAUCAAGAAGUAUACGCCGCUGCAGAAGAGGGGAGUCUUUCUUUGUGCCUGCUGUUUAAAGUUAUCUGUCUCAAAGACAGCCUUCCCUAUACCACCACCCGGACAAAUCUGGGCAUCGCCCCGAAACGAAGCGCGGCUCUUCCCAGCUUUAACGAGAGGCCCGCCGGUCGCUUUGACUUGAACCAGCGGCCAAGGGGCGGGGCUUCGGACGAGACAGGGGCUUCCCGGUUCCAAGGCGCAUGCGCGGCGGCCAACGAGAAGCGGCCAGGGCGGAGCGAAGGCCUCUGAGGACAUAGCGCGCAGGCGCCACCCGGCGGGGCAGGGAGCUUCCGGCGCAUGCGUCGUGGUUGGUGUCGCUGAGGCGAGUGCACGCGGUGGCGACGGAGCUGAGGGCUGAGGGAGCGGCGGUGGCGGCUUUGGCCGGCCCAUUCUCAGCACCAGGAUGUUUGAAGAGCAAGAAGAGGCAGGCAAUCUUCUGACAGACAGCGAGGAAAGUGUCUAUUCUGGACUGGAAGAUUCUGGAAGUGAUAGCCUUACAGAAGAGGAGGAAGACCAGGAUCAUGGAGCUGAGGAGAAGUCAAAAGGGAAGUUGCACUCCAGAAAUACUCAAGCUGGAGAAGCAACGGAGUUGUGUCCUAAAAUCAGGAAUACAGCAAGAGAUCAACAAGAACCUCCCUUGCAGAAUGAGUAUGAGGAAGACAGCUCUGAUGAGGAGGACAUCCGCAACACGGUGGGCAACAUCCCCAUGGAGUGGUACCAGGACUUCCCGCACAUCGGCUACAACCUGGACGGCAAGCAGAUUUACAAGCCCAUCCGCUCCAAGGACGAGCUGGAUAGGUUCCUGGAGAAGAUGGAGAACCCUGACUACUGGCGAACGGUCCAGGACAAGAUGACCGGGGCAGAUGUGAAGCUGACGGACGAGCAAGUAGAGCUGGUGAACCGUCUCCAGCGUGGCCAGUUUGGGGAUGUGAAUUUCAAUCCGUACGAGCCGGCUGUGGACUUCUUCAGCAGCCAGGUGAGGAUUCACCCGGUGACCAACCGGCCCGCGGACAAACGGAGCUUCAUCCCUUCCUUGGUCGAGAAGGAGAAGGUCUCCAGGCUGGUGCACGCCAUCAAGAUGGGCUGGAUCAAGCCGAGGAGGCCCCGGGAGGACACGGGGAUCUUCUAUGACCUUUGGGCCCAGGAGGACCACAACUCCAUCCUGGGGCGUCACAAGAUGCACGUGCCUGCCCCCAAACUUCCCCUGCCUGGACACGAGGAGUCCUACAACCCCCCUCCGGAGUAUCUCCCAACUGAGGAAGAGAAACUCGCCUGGGAACAGCAGGAGCCUUCGGAGCGCAAGCUGAACUUCGUGCCCCAGCGCCAUGACUGCCUGCGCCGUGUGCCCGCCUUCCCCCGCUUCAUCCACGAGCGCUUCGAGCGCUGCCUCGACCUUUACCUCUGCCCGCGCCAGAGGAAGAUGCGGGUCAGCGUGGAUCCGGAGGACCUCAUCCCCAAGCUGCCCAAGCCCCAGGAUCUGAAGCCUUUCCCAACCGUGCAGGCCUUGGUGUAUCGUGGGCACACCAGCCUUGUGCGCUGCAUCAGCCUCUCUCCUACUGGGCAGUGGCUGGCAUCAGGUUCAGACGAUGGCACAGUGAAGUUCUGGGAGGUGUGCACGGCCAGGUGUGUGAAAACUCUCCCAGUGCAAGCGGCAGUGAAGAGCAUUGCGUGGAACCCCAACCCCACCGUCUGCCUGGUGGCCGUGGCUGUGGAGCAGGCGGUGCUGCUGGUGAACCCCAGCCUCGGGGACAAGCUGCUCGGUGGGGCCACCGACCAACUUCUGGAAGGCUACGUGGCCCCUGAGGAGGGCCGUCUGCAGCCCGUCACGUGGGAGGAAGCCACGGAGGAGGAGCACCGCCUGGGGGUGCGGCUCAGGCUGAGGUUUGGGAAGCCCUUGACGCAGGUGACCUGGCACGGGAAGGGAGACUACUUUGCCACAGUGGUGUCGGACAACAGCCAUCUGCAGGUGCUGAUCCACCAGGCCAGCAAGCGCUGGAGCCAGGCACCCUUCCGCCGGAGCAAAGGCCAGGUGCAGCGCGUCCUCUUCCAUCCGCUGCGGCCCUUCUUCUUUGUGGCCACCCAGCGCUUCGUCCGCAUCUACCACCUGCUCAAGCAGGAGCUGACCAAGAAGCUGCUGACCAACUGCAAGUGGGUCUCCAGCAUGGCUGUCCACCCCGGAGGCGACAACUUGAUCUGUGGCAGCUACGACAGCCGACUGGUCUGGUUUGACCUGGAUCUCUCCACCAAGCCUUACCGGGUGCUCAGGCACCACAAGGCAGCCCUGAGGUCAGUGGCUUUCCACCCUUCCUACCCGCUUUUUGCCUCCGGCUCGGAUGACGGCAGCGUCAUUGUCUGCCACGGCAUGGUCUACAACGACCUGCUUCAGAACCCGCUGCUCGUGCCGGUGAAGGUGCUGAGGGGCCAUGCGCUGGCCCACGAUUUGGGCGUCCUGGAUGUCCUCUUCCACCCCACGCAGCCCUGGCUUUUCUCUGCGGGCGCAGAUGCCACCAUCCGGCUCUUCACGUAGCCCUGUGCCCAGCUCCAACAGACUUGGCAGGAGAGUGGAAGCUGGGGGUUUCCGGGCCCACCGUGGGCUCCUUUCCCUGGGAGGUUGGAACUCUUGAUCCAGGAGAAGAGGAGGAGGAAGAGGCCACCGGAUCAACCUCAGACCUUGCAGGCCUCUGGCUGGAGUAGGGGUGGAGUGGGGGGGUGCUUCUAGAGGACUGGUUACUCAGAG